This is a messenger RNA of Cavia porcellus (domestic guinea pig), 1821 nucleotides long. RefSeq names its product selenium binding protein 1 (gene Selenbp1). The record is from RefSeq and is a predicted model, not a curated record. The coding region runs from base 139 to 1590 and encodes 483 amino acids. The transcript is spliced from 12 exons. Gene Ontology annotation, molecular function: selenium binding. NCBI's taxonomy places the organism in Eukaryota, Metazoa, Chordata, Mammalia, Rodentia, Caviidae.
UGGCUGUAUAAAUUUCCUCCCUUUGCCCUUUCCCGUGCAGCCUGCCCGACAGGAGUGCGGUUUCUUCUUGCCUCGUCUUGCCUCACCUCUGUCCACUCCUGGCCAACUCCUCUGGAUCAAAGUGUACCUGCCAGCAGCAUGGCUACGAAGUGUAACUGUGGCCCUGGCUACCCUACUCCUCGGGAGGCCAUGAAAGGACCGCGGGAGCAGAUUAUCUACCUGCCCUGCAUUUACCGAAACACAGGCAUUGAAGCCCCAGAUUAUCUGGCCACUGUGGACGUUGACCCCAAGUCUCCACAGUAUUGCCAGGUCAUCCACCGGCUGCCCAUGCCCUACCUGAAGGAUGAGCUGCAUCACUCAGGAUGGAAUACCUGCAGCAGCUGCUUCGGGGACAGCACCAAGUCACGCACCAAGCUGAUGCUGCCCUGUCUUAUUUCCUCUCGCAUCUACGUGGUAGACGUGGGCUCUCAGCCCCGUGCCCCAAAGCUGCACAAAGUCAUCGAGCCCCAGGAGGUCUAUAACAAGUGCAACUUGGGCAACCUCCACACCAGCCACUGCCUGGCCAGUGGGGAAGUGAUGAUCAGCUCCCUGGGAGACCCCAAGGGCAAUGCCAAAGGUGGUUUUGUGCUGCUGGAUGGGGAGACUUUUCAGGUGAAGGGGAAUUGGGAGCAACCUGGGGGUGCUGCACCCAUGGGCUAUGACUUCUGGUACCAGCCUCGACACAAUGUCAUGAUCAGCACUGAAUGGGCAGCUCCCAAUGUCUUCAAAGAUGGUUUCAACCCUGCUCAUGUGAAGGAAGGCCUGUAUGGGAGCCACUUACACAUAUGGGACUGGCAGCGCCAUGAGCUCAUACAGACCCUGCCUUUGAAGGACGGACUCAUUCCUCUGGAGAUCCGCUUCCUGCAUGACCCAGAUGCCACGGAGGGCUUUGUGGGCUGUGCCCUCAGCUCCAACAUCCAGCAUUUCUAUAGAAACAAGGAAGGUAGCUGGUCAGUGGAGAAAGUGAUCCAGGUGCCCCCCAAGAAAGUAAAGGGCUGGAUGCUACCUGAAAUGCCAGGCUUGAUCACUGAUAUCCUGCUGUCCCUGGAUGACCGCUUCCUGUACUUCAGCAACUGGCUGCAUGGGGACGUGCGGCAGUAUGACAUCUCUGACCCACAGAGGCCCCGCCUCACCGGCCAGAUCUUCCUGGGUGGCAGCAUUGUCAAGGACGGACUGGUGCAAGUGCUGGAGGACCAGGAGCUGAACUGCCAGCCAGAUCCCCUGGUGAUCAAGGAUUACCUUUGGGGUCUGAUACCCACUUUCUUCAAGGGAAAAAGGGUGGCUGGAGGGCCUCAGAUGAUCCAGCUUAGCCUUGAUGGGAAGCGUCUCUAUGUUACCACAUCACUGUACAGUGCCUGGGACAAGCAGUUUUACCCUGAUCUCAUCAGGGAAGGUUCAGUGAUCCUGCAGGUCGAUGUUGACACAGAGAAGGGAGGGCUGAAGUUGAACCCCAACUUCCUGGUGGACUUUGGGAAGGAGCCCCUUGGCCCAGCCCUAGCCCACGAGAUGCGCUAUCCAGGAGGUGACUGCACCUCUGAUAUCUGGAUCUGAAGUCCACCACUCAGAACCAGCUCCACGCCCUGAGCCCUUCCUUUCCAGGGCCUAGCUUCACUCUGCUUUCUCCUGGCUUCAGCCCAUGGCAGUCUGUCUUGCUAAAGCCAACUUACAACAAUGAAACAAACUGAGUGGCAUUUCCUUUUCUUGUCCACUGUUGCUUGUAGCUUACUGUGCUGAUUUUUAUACAAGUUCUUGAAAGCACCAAGAAAUAAACUAGUAAACCUA